Molecule: messenger RNA, 1649 nt
Organism: Dioscorea cayenensis subsp. rotundata (Guinea yam)
Lineage: Eukaryota; Viridiplantae; Streptophyta; Magnoliopsida; Dioscoreales; Dioscoreaceae
Product: 11S globulin seed storage protein 2-like
Molecular function (GO): nutrient reservoir activity
Source: RefSeq, a predicted model, not a curated record
UUAGAUAAACCUCCAUGGAUAUCAAGCGUUGUGCUUUCCUUUUCCUUGCUCUUCUUUUGGUUACUUGUAGUGCUAGUCAUUACGGAAGCCAGCAGGAGCAGCAGGAACAGCAAGAGCUGAGUGCUGCCAGGCAAUGCAGGUUGCAGCAGCUGUCGCCAAGCAGGCCAUCGAAGAGGAUCGAGGCUGAGGGCGGCGUGACCGAGUUUUGGGAUCAAAGGGAGGACCAACUCCAGUGUGCUGGAGUGUCUGUAAGGCGACAUAUCAUCCGCCGCAAGUCUCUGCUUGUCCCCUUGUAUGAGAACACCCAUGGCCUUCUCUACAUCCAGCAAGGGAGAGGUUUUGUCGGAGUAUCCUUCCCGGGCUGUCCAGAGUCAUUCCACUCUAGUGUGAGGUCUCCAAGGCCCUUUGAAGAAGGUAGCAGUGAACAAGCUCAAUUCCAGACAGACAGCCACCAGAAGGUGCACAGAAUACGGCAAGGUGAUACCGUGGCCAUUGUUGCUGGCGCAACACACUGGUUCUACAAUGAUGGUGAUCAAGACCUGGUCGCCUUUACGGUCUUCAACGUGAACCACCAGGACAACCAGCUGGAUCCUUCUGUCAGAAUGUUCCUGCUCGCGGGGCAAUUCCUAGAACAACAAUCAAGCUACUCCAGGCAAGAAUCAGAACGAGAACAUGAAACAGAGAGUUCCAGCCGCGAGAGCGUAGUCAGCGCAUUUGACCCAAAACUGAUGUCAGAAAUACUGAAUAUCCCUGUAGAGACAGUGAGACAGAUGCAGAGGAACGAGAAGAAAGGGCACAUGGUGACAAUUGAGCAAGGAUUGAGUUUUGUCAGGCCUGCAGAACAACAAGAACAAGAAGGGUGCAUGGAUGAGGCAAGACCAAGCUCUAAAGAGACCCAGUUUGCCAAUGGCUUGGAAGAGGCUUACUGCUAUGCUAGAAUUCAGCACAAUCUUGACACACCCGAAGAAACCGACAUCUAUUCAAGGAGAGCAGGGAGAUUCAUGUCUGUGAACUCAAACAAGCUUCCGAUCCUCAGCACCAUUGGUAUGAGCAUGGACAAGAUCAACCUCCGCCCGGAUGCCAUAGUUGCUCCUCACUAUACGGUGAACGCACAUUCGAUAAUGUUUGUGACAAGAGGAGAGGGGCAAAUGCAGGUGGUGGACAACAAAGGGAGGAACCUGUUUAAUGGGAGAGUGAGGCAAGGGGACCUCAUUGUGGUACCUCAGUUCUAUGUAACAGUGAAGAAAGCUGGAAGGGAUGGCUUUGAAUUUGUGACAUUCAAGACAGCACCAAUACCAGUGAGAAGCCCCCUUUUCGGGCACAUGUCUCUGUUUUCAGGAGUGCCCGCGCAAGUGAUUGCAAGCUCUUACAGAAUCUCUGUAGGACAAGCUCGGCAGCUGAAGCAAUGCAGGCAGCAGCAUUUUAUGUUGUUCCCUCCAAGCUCUUCUUCUUCUUCUUCUUCUUAUCAUGAUGCUGAUAUUGCUUCAGCUUAGUUUGUUGGUAGAGUGUGUUAGAGGAGCAUGUGGAGAAUGGUGGAAACUGUUUUGGUUUUCAUUUUGUUCUCUGAUGUAUUCCUUUGGAAUAAAGGGCAGUUGGUAUGCUGUGUAAGCCUCUAGGCAAUGCACCAACUUUGGUAAUAAAAUCCAAGU